AUGUCGCAAGUUGAUAAUCCAAUACAGAUUACGCACUAUAUUAAUCCUCAUCGAUUCUAUUACAAACCGGAAACGGCGUACAUGCAAGAACAUGAACAAGUAAAGUUUGCGACAGCAUUCAACGAGUACUGUGAAAACGAAUAUGGAAUAAUUUUCGAAACUGUUCGUAACACUCCAUCGUGGAAACAUCCAAAGCCGGGCGACUUGGUAGCACUGCGCAGUAAUCAGCUCCAGCGAUGGAUACGCUGCGAGAUGGAAGAUGUUAUGGUGGAUGUGAAUGAAACCACAUGGUACUAUUUGUGGGCCAUCGAUGAGGGCUUACCGAUUAAAACACUUACCACAUACGUACGGCCUCUACCGCAAGCUUUCGGGCAGGAACCGGCGCACGCGAAAAGAGGUGCCAUGAUAAACAUUCUGCCAGGGGAGACGCAAUACGAUUAUAUGGAAGACAAACCAAGACUGGUACCCAGCAUCAAGUGGAGUUGCGGCAUAGUGAGCACAUUAGAAUUGAUGUUGGAAAGUGCAGAAAGUAUUUCGUUUUUCCCAACCACUCAGUACGUACUGCAAAAUGAAACGAUUCAUGUUGGUGAAUUGUUUAUUACAACGCAAUCAAACAUAACACACAACGUGGGGAAAAAGCUUCGUGAAGCGUGCCCCAAUCAGUUGAUGUUUACGACAAAAGAUGCAACAUAUUUUAAAGGAAUCGUAUAUCUAGGCGCGUUAUACAAGCAACGAUACGUUAAUAAUGAAGGAUUUGAUAAUCAUGUCGUGAAUAAUUUUGUAACCAAAAUAAGCCGUUACGAUCCAACUAGCCCUCAAUACAUGGACACUCAAACGGAUACUAAGGUGUACGAAUGGUUGAAACAAAAUCAGGAAGCACGCAUUGCUAUACUGGCACAGCAAAAGGCUGCUAAAGACGAAAACAACGAAGCAUCACCAAUCCAGCAAACUACCAUACCAGCAAAGAACAAUCUUGCUACAGCAUCUGCAUUGAAAAAAUGUUUAGAACGUGCCAAAUACGAAAUAGAUAAAAAAGAUGCGACGACAAAUAUGACCGAUCUUUCUAUCCAAAAACGUGACGAUAGUGAACAUGCCGCUGUCUCGAAUAGCAAGCGAUCGAAUUUAAUGCAGAAAAUAAAACGACAGCAGGUUGUACGGCAGAUGAGUAAUACCGGCUGUGCAAGUUCAUCCAAUACUUCGGAAUAA
This is a messenger RNA of Anopheles marshallii, 1206 nucleotides long. RefSeq lists its product as uncharacterized. Lineage: Eukaryota; Metazoa; Arthropoda; Insecta; Diptera; Culicidae. Gene Ontology annotation, biological process: transposable element silencing; germ-line stem cell division. The coding region runs from base 1 to 1206 and encodes 401 amino acids. The record is from RefSeq and is a predicted model, not a curated record. The transcript is spliced from 3 exons.